ACCGGGGCAAUGUCUCUCGAGACACGUUCGAGCUCGGCCCUGUUCAAGCGAGCCGAACAGCUCAAACGUUGGGAACAGUCCGAGACGAAUCGCGAGCCCGCACAACCGCGCCAAGUUGCACGCAAAAUCAAGUUCUCCGCCGAUUGCGUCUUCCUGGCGGCGUGCGCGGCCAGUGACAAGGAGGAGGUCGUGCGUCUGCUACAGAAAGGAGCGGACAUCAACACCGGGAACGUCGACGGCCUCACCGCUUUGCAUCAGGCUUGCAUUGAUGAUGACUUGGAUAUGGUUGAAUUUUUGGUGGAACAAGGAGCAGAUAUUAAUCGUGGAGACAACGAAGGCUGGACUCCUUUACACGCCACGGCGUCUUGCGGAUUUAUAUCCAUUGCCAAAUACUUAAUAGAACAAGGAUGUAAUCUGGCAGCAGUUAAUAAUGACGGUGAACUGGCGCUGGAUAUCGCGGAAAGCGAUGAGAUGGAAGAUAUGCUUCAACAGCAUAUAAAUAAAGCAGGUAUCGAUUGUGAUCAAGCUAGGAGUGAGGAAGAACGAUCAAUGUUGAAUGAUGCGAAAGCUUGGCGAUCAGGUGCACCAGGCAAAGAUUCCAUACACCCCAGAUCAGGAGCCACUGCACUUCAUGUUGCCGCUGCCAAAGGCUAUAUCAAAGUCAUGCACAUAUUACUACAAGCUCGAUGCAAUGUUGAUGCACAGGACUUUGAUGGAUGGACACCUUUGCACGGUGCAGCACAUUGGGGCCAAUUGGAAGCUUGCAAACUUCUUGUUGAGAACGGCUGUGAGAUGGAUAUAAAAAAUUACGCCGGACAAACUGCUUUUGAUGUUGCUGAUGCAGACAUUCUUAAAGCUCUUGAAGAUUUGAAGGAGCAACAAGCACUUAUAGUGAAAGAAAAUCCGCAGACAAAUAAUAACAAAAAGCAAUCGUCUAUACCAAAGAAACGUGUCUCAACAAGCGCUGAUAAUGCACUAGCGGCACAAGAAUCCGUAGAGAUCUUCGAGGAAGAAACGCCAAAUAAAGUCAAGAAGGUUGAAUUAGAGAUUCAAUCCGAUAAAGAAGAUUCCAGCACUAGUACAAACAGCGAUGUUGAAGCAACACGUGAAACACACAUGGAAGAGAGUGAUGGUGAAGGUGAAUCUGAGACUAGCUCAGAAUCACACUCUUCCACUUUCUCCAAUCAAUCUGAUAAGUCUAACCACGCAACAUGUCUUACAGAUGAUGAAAAGAAAAAUAGAGUAAACAAAGAUGAAAAUGCAUCACCCUAUAGUCCAUUAUCUCCAAUCGAAACUAAUAAAGUUCCUAAUCAGGCUCCAGUAUUGCCUCCAAAACAACAGACUGAAAAUAACGAAGAAGGAGUUGUACCAUCUUGGAGACGUUCAGGUUCCUUUCGAAAUAGAGUGCAAAGUACUGAAAUUACUAAUUCUUCACCUACAAAACUUGAGGAUAAGGAUAACAAUAUUAAAAUACCGACAACACCAAACAAAGUCAGUGCGGAGCCCGAUGUGGUACUAAGAAGAACACAUAGUUUUGAAACAGAUGAGAAGUUUUAUAGGCAGUACUUGGCAUUGCGUGCCCGCAUCAAGGCGUUCUCGUGCCCUACCCUCCAUCGCUGCAAUGCAGCUACUCCUACUCAUACCAAUGCUACGACUCGCUCUGCAUCUCUACGCGAAACACACAGAAAGAAAGACGUGAAAUUAAAUUUGGAAUUGUCAAGACUGCCACAAGGAAGCAACACACUUUCACCAACAUCCGCAUCUAAAACAUUGGCCUCGAGUUUAGUGUCAUCCAUCACAACAACUACCACUGCCACUACAACAACAAGUCCUAUUCCAGUUAAUCAAAUUCGCAGUGUUCAACCAGUGGAAGCUGCAUCUACAGUUGUAUCGAAUGCAAAUAAUGCAGUAGCAACUGCUCCUGGAACUCCCACUACACCAGGAGGGAGCAAACUAAGUCCAGGAAAUAUCUUCAAGAAUUUCUUCAAAUCCUUUGUUCCGCCGGUGCGUGAUGAGGAAAGUGAAACUCAAAGAAAAGCUCAUGCAAAGAGAGUAAGAGAGACAAGAAGAUCUACUCAAGGCGUAACGUUGGAUGAGAUUAAGAGCGCGGAACAAUUAGUGAAGAAGAAACAGCAAAAUAACGAGUCGCCAACAGUGACACCGUCCACACAGCCCACAACUACUGUCAGCAAUACAGCUUCGAUCACAGCUACGAUAACAACCGCUACUUCCACUACUGUGACUACUGCAAAUAAAGUCUCGGAAGAAUCUAAUUUACCUGAGAGACGACCAUCUUGGAGGUUAAGGGUAGACAAUGGAAGCAAGUUUCAGUUAGAGGAUGCUAACAAUAAGCCUAAUGAUAACACAACAGCUUAUAUGAGAAGACCGUCUGGUGGAACUGGUGUACCUAGACCAUCGUCAGCGCCAGUGGAAACCAUUGCCACGAGUAGUACAGAAACCACAAUUACUUUGCCUCUUAGAAGAUCAUUAAAGCAACCUGAUGACAAAGAACAAGAUAAAGAAAAUGACAGUAGAAAUGCACAAGCUACACAAGCGGUUAUUCAAAGGAGACGUCGGCCUAAAAGAAGAUCAACAGGUGUAGUCCACGUGGAUAUGGACGAAAUUGAUCCAGAGAAACAAGAUGUAACUGCUGGUGGUGACUGUGACGAUACUAAGGUCAAUCACAAUGAAGUAACACAUACUAAGCCAACAACAGCUGCGGGCCUGAGAGCUCAAGCGUCAAAAAAUGGGCAAUCAAUUUUUGGAAACAGGUCACGGAUCAGUGGAUUACUUUCGUUAAAUCAAAAUAAUUUAACAUUCAAUCCAAGUAGCAGUAGUAGUUUAUUGAGCGUAAAAAACCCAAAACUAUAUUCCGGUUCGAGUUUUCUGAAUAAAAGUACAAAGAGUAGCGAUUUGUUUCGAACAAAUCCGUAUGCGAAAAAUACGAACAGUUCAAAUUAUUCAAAUCUGUUCACGACAUACGGUGGAACAACGACAGGAUAUGGUGGCGUGACUUUACCUUCUCACACAAAUGUCAAUUCUUUGAAUCUGAGUCCAUCUCCUAGUUACAACUAUUUAAACUUAAACUUAAACGCUCGCCCACACGUGAAAAAAACCGAGAGUUUUAACAGAUCGAAAAUAAAACAAAAUCUUAAUAUUGGAUCGAGAAGUUCCAGUCUACAAAGUUUAGCUAGUUCUGAAGGAUACGCUAGUGGAAACGAUCGUUCUGGCAGAACCAAUAGAUUAGGCUCGAUAUCUUCGUUGUCGUCAGAUGCGUCAUCAGCUCCGAUCAGACUAAAAUCCAAUAGUAGCUCCGAAAACGGCGAAUUAGAUUAUAAGAAAUUAUAUGAGGAAUCUCAAGCCGAGAACGAGAGGUUAAAGGAGAAACUGAAGCGUUCUGAUGAACAAUUAAAGGAAGUUAGGAAUUUAUUGGAGAAAGCGCAAACCAGCCAAACUAAAGUAAUUCUUUCCGAAGCGGAGAAAAGAGAGAGGCGAGCGAUGGAAAGAAAACUUUCAGAAAUGGAAGAAGAAUUGAAGGUGAUGGAGCAACUAAAAUGCGAAAAUCAGAGGCUAAAAGAUGAAAAUGGUGCCUUGAUCAGAGUAAUCAGCAAAUUAUCCAAAUAAAUUUUUUGUAGUCCCAACUGCACACCGUAAUGAAAGUUUAAGUUUUAUUAAAUCUAUAUCGAAUGAAUCGCUUUAACUAUAACAGCAUCAUCAUUAUCGCUAGUAUUCUCAUAAAUCCGCAAUUCAUGCUGUCGAAUGAAUUUUUUCUUGUGCUAAUUUAACUUAUUCCGAUAACGAAAUCAAUUAAAUCGCAUGGCUGUGCCAAAAGCGAGAAGAGAUGUUACUCCUAUUCUUAGACUGUGAAUACUUGAUUGUAAAAGACUUAGAGAUGAUUUUACUUUGUGGAAUUACUUUUUACUAUGUCUUGUAGAAAGAUGAAUUUUAUAAAGAAUGAAUUUUAUAAUCCAGUAUAUAUAUAUAUAUAAAAAUCGAGUCAAUGAUUUGUGUGUAUAGUAAAAGAAGAUUCAGAUUUAUUUUAUUCGAUUAUUAGAAAGAAAACGAACUGGACAGUUAUUAUGAACUUUUCGGAAACCGAUCGAAAUCAUAGGAUUUCGACUGACGAGUUUUCGAUCGCAAUAAUUCCGUUUAUGUUUUUGGUCUAUUAUGAAAAUCUCUUUGGAAUCGAAAUAAAAUCGACUUUCCCUGCGCGUUUCAAUAUGCGCGAAAAUAAACGUAGAAAUAAACCGAACAAAAAUAGAAAACGGAUAAUUUUCGUCCAAUCAGAGUACAAAAAGAACACUGAGUUUAAACUUCACGUGCGCCGAAAAAAAUAACCAGUAAAAGCACAGACUUUUGCGUUACAAUGAUUUCAUGCAGAAAUCUGUGUUUAAAGGCCUGUAAGCAAAAAUUUAAGCAAUAAAAUGUGAACAUUAAGCAAGUCAUCUGAUAUUAUAGGCUAGCAUUUUUUCAAGUGUAAACUACGUUCAAAAUACCGUUCUAUGAUUUUAUUGAUUUGCUUAUUGCUUAAGUUUUUGCAUAUGUCAUUGGCCUUUAGCUUCUUUGCUUCGGUUGUCAACAUUGACAAUUUCUAUAAUCGUUCCGGAUUGUUUCAGAAUGUUCAUAAUAGAAAAACUGACCAAAUUUGAAAAAUUUCGAUCUGAAACGAUUCCGAUUAUAUGAUAACUGUCCUAUUAACUUUUGUGAGCCGUUUUCUUUUUUAACAAAUCACGAUAUUACUGUUGAUUCUUUGUAAGGAAAUUUUGUAAAUACAUUAUAGACAAUGGUGAUGUGGCAUUUUGGUAAAGAGAGUUUUUAACCGCAGAGCAAGUCUCUGAUGCCCUCUGCAUACAAGCAAGUCUACAGUGAAUCGUAAACAAAUACGUUCGCAUCAUCGAACAAUGCAAUAAAUGAUACGUCUGUUGUGCUUGAUGAAAUUAUGCAGGUAGUAAAAGAGUCAGAAAACAAUGACUUUUAAAUGCUACUCAAGUGGCCUUUCUUUGAAGACUGCAGUUUAUAAAUCCUUCCAUCAUUGCCAUUUUGCAGUAUAGGCAGAAACAAUUUGACACAUAUAUAAAUAUAUAUAUAUAUACAGAAGUAAAUGUUUUUAAUUACUCUGUAACAUACUACAUAUAUAAUUA
Pseudomyrmex gracilis is the source of this 5141-nucleotide messenger RNA. It is a transcript of the gene Mbs, whose product is annotated as protein phosphatase 1 regulatory subunit 12A. Bases 10 to 3624 code for a protein of 1204 amino acids. Gene Ontology annotation, biological process: signal transduction. Lineage: Eukaryota; Metazoa; Arthropoda; Insecta; Hymenoptera; Formicidae. The record is from RefSeq and is a predicted model, not a curated record. The transcript is spliced from 22 exons. Gene Ontology annotation, molecular function: phosphatase regulator activity; protein kinase binding; enzyme inhibitor activity. Gene Ontology annotation, cellular component: cytoplasm.